This is a messenger RNA of Emiliania huxleyi CCMP1516, 1101 nucleotides long. RefSeq lists its product as hypothetical. NCBI's taxonomy places the organism in Eukaryota, Haptophyta, Isochrysidales, Noelaerhabdaceae. Gene Ontology annotation, molecular function: oxidoreductase activity, acting on paired donors, with incorporation or reduction of molecular oxygen; protein binding; L-ascorbic acid binding. The transcript has 3 exons. The coding region runs from base 1 to 1101 and encodes 366 amino acids. The record is from RefSeq and is a predicted model, not a curated record.
AUGCCACGCGCCAGGCUCGUGCCGUUGCGGCCUCUGGCGGCGGCCGAGGAGCCGCCGUCGCUCGCGUGGGUGCCGACGGCGAACGCCUCUCUCGAGGAGCGCGCCGCAGCGCUGCGCGCCCGUUUCGGCGCCUCCUUUGCUUGCGCGUGCGAGCGGUGCAGCUACGAGGCGAGGGGCGGCUCUGUGGGUGCUCCGCUGGUUGCGCUGGCGCGCGACGCGAUGGAGGACGGGCGGCUCGCGGCGGCGACAGCGAUGCUGCGAGCCCGCGUGUCUGCGUGUCGCACCGACGGCGACGCGUGGAUGCUGCUGGGCACUGCCCUCCUCGGCAGCGAGAGGUGGACAGCGGCGCACGAGGCGUGGCGCGCCGGCGCGGAGCUGGCGCCGCACCACGCCCUGCUGGGCAGGCAGUGCCGCAAGGACCGCAGCUACCGCGCGGACGGGGUGGCAGCCGCGGCCGGCGGGGCGGAGGGGGCAGCGCCGUGCGAGGUGCACGCGCUGGCCGGCGGCGGGCCGGCGUGCAAGGUGGUGGUGAGCCGCUCGCCGCUCUUCUCGGCGGCCGAGUGCGAGCGCGCGGUUGCGGCCGCCGAGGCGCACGCUGCCAAGUCGGGCGGCUGGACGACGUCGCGCCACCGCGCCGUCCCAACCACCGACGUGCCGGUGCACGAGGUGCCGGAGCUGCUCCGCUGGUUCAACCACGCGAUGGCGGGCCGGAUCGCGCCGCUGCUCGCCGCGCAGUUCCGCGUGGCCGCCGCCGACAUCCGCGUGCACGACGCGUUCCUCGUGCGCUACAGCGCGAGCGGCGGGCAGGCGCACCUCCCACUCCACACGGACGAGUCGGUGCUCAGCCUGACCGUCGUCCUGAACGACGAGUUCGAGGGCGGAGGCACUUUCUUCGCCGACCUCCGCCGCUCGCUCUCCCCGCCGGUCGGCCACCUCGUGGCGUUCCACGGGCGGGCGCUGCACGGCGGAGAGCCGAUCGUGAGCGGCGUGCGCUACAUCGUCGCGGCCUUCCUCUACGUGGCGGAGUUAAACAAGGAGCAACACAAACCCAAUGGAGAAAGAAAACAGAGAAAGAUGGAUGGGAGGACGGCACGCCGCUAA